GAAAAGUGGUUAUCUAUGGCUACAAAAAAUCCCGACAAAAUCCUAGCUAAACCCAGAAAUCCAUUGCCUAAAAAGCAAAAUGUCAGCAAAAGUACAGAUAGCUCCAGUAGUUCUGACAGUUCUGAUAGCUCUACUAGUUCAAGUAGUAGCUCAAGUGACUCUGAUAUUGUCAGCAGUGAUGAAAAGGCCCAUUCGCCACCUCACAAGGUAAUACCAAUCAAAUUUUUUGGCUUCGAUAUGGGUGCCAAGACGUCAAAAUCUAUCAAAUCACAGGAGAAUUCUGGACAAAGAUCACCUUCAUCAGAGAGAAAGGAGAGAAAAUCGGGAGACCAUUCUUCUAUAUCAUCUUCCUCGAGUUCCGCAUCAGUCAGCUCACCAAUUAGCGCGCCAAAAAAUAAUUUCAAUAUUCAGAAAGACAACGUUCAAAAAUUGUCUCCUUCCGGUCCGGAAACAUCAUCUCAUCAACACUUAUCGCCUAAAAAAGUACCCCCCUCACCCGAUUCCUUUACCGGCAUCGCCGCUAAUAAAAAAAUUGUUAACAACAAUAAACGCACGAUAGAUAACGUUGAUUUUAACGGAACAUCCCCCAGGAAUAUUAAUGACCGUGAAGUUUUAGGUAGUCGUACGCCGCUAGCUAAAGGCAAAGAAACAACAACGCCCUCGUACCCACUCAAAAAGUCGGCCACAACUAGAGAUAAAAGUCCCCCGGCUAGUAUGAAAACUCAAUCAUCUCCAGUUUCAAAUAAAGGCCAGACAGAAAUAUUUGAUACAAGCGUACAAUUCGGCGAGAGGCGCAUAAAAAAUGGUGAUAUUAACCGCUCAAUCGACCAAAGAAUUCCCAGUUCACCUUCUCAAAUUCAAAAAACCGAUCAUAAAAUUUCCAGGUCACCAACCCAAAUUCAGAAAGGUGAUCACAAAAUUUUCAGAUCACCAUCCCAAAUUCAAAAAACCGAUCAUAAAAUUUCCAGGUCACCAACCCAAAUUCAGAAAGGUGAUCACAAAGUUUUUAUAUCACCACCCCAAAUUCAAAAAACACCGAAAGAUGAAAAAUUAUCGAAAGCUGCCGAAGAAACAAUAUUCUCACAGAUUUCCGGAAAGAAAAAAACUAGGAAAUUGCCCAAUUUGGGAGAUUUUCAGCAACAAAAACGAAUCAUUAUGGAUGAUCUCAUCGAUGGUAACGAAUCGGGCGAAGAUUUAUCGAAGGAAGAUUUUACUGAAUUAGAAAAGGCCGAAAAGUUGUUAGAAGAUUCAAUAGCAUCCGGAAAAACGAAAAAAAUUUUACCCGAAAAAGAAGGAGAAACUGUGAGACAAGAAUUGAUUAUAGAUGGAGAUAAACCCGGUGAGAAAAAAACGAUUAUUCAAGAAAUCACCAAAAGGCGAAUUAGUAAUCCUGGUAAACUGCCUAAAGAAUUUUUGGCUAAAAUGGAGAAAAAAGACGGAGGAGUUUAUACUAUAUAUGAAACUCGAACAAAAAUGACCACCACAAGAUUACAAGGUCAUGAUACUUCAGAGUUUGCUAAUAUGGAUGCUGAAGAUUUGCUUAUGCAACUUAAUGAGAAUGAAAUUGAUGAGCUGGCAAAUGAUGUAGAUCCUGAUGAUCCCAUGUUACCGCCUUCGGAUAGGUGCCGAACUCUCACCAAGAAAAGCCCGACCGGGCCACUCAAUCGCAGAAAUUUGCUCAAAUAUCUCGAACGUCAAAGUAUAACCGAGGACGAUUGGGACGAACCCGUUCCUUUCAGCAAAGAAGUUAGAGGAAAAAUUUGGCAUCCCAAAGAGAGGCAUCCCAGGGAUGAAUACAGAAUCUCCAUUGACCUGCCAGAUGAGUAUGAGCACGCACUUGAAGAUGCUUCUGAGGCCGAUCUCGUGGACAUUGCAGGCAUACUCGAACUUCACAGCUUAGUUAACCAGACCCAAUACAACAAUUCCUUAAAAUCUUUAUCGACAGAAAAGGGGGGUUUUAAAUCAAUCGCCAGAGGAGAUAAAUUACGAAUUCUGGCGCCCGAACCGCCGAACAUAACAAACCCCGAAGAAUCUCUCGUUAAACUAAACCAAAACGACCCCGCACUAGACAAACUUAAUCUUAACAAUAUUAGGGAUAUAUCCCCAUCCACAUAUUUAGGCAUUUGUAGAUCCCUCAAACGUAACACCAAUAUCGAAAGCUUGAGUUUGGUCAACACUCGUAUGACCGAUACCAUAGCAAAAGUAUUAGCCGAUUCGAUCAGAGAAAAUGUAAGCCUUAGAAGCAUAAACUUGGAGAGCAAUGCUUUAUCCCCAGAUGCCGUUGUUUAUUUGUUUGGUGCCGCUUGCGACAAUCAGAACAUACUCGAAUUCAAGGCAGCAAAUCAGAGAAACACGUAUUUGGGUAACAAAGCAGAAACGGAGAUAGCUUCUCUCAUGGCAUAUAAUCAUCACUUACUGAGGCUGGGUUUAACUUUCAAUGUUCCCGAUGCCAGAGUUAGGGUGGCGGUGUACCUUAAAAGGAAUUUAGAUGAACUACGCCUCAAACGACUUCACGAUAGAUAGAACCUUCUUUGAAUCAAACGAAAUUCGAUUAUAAACAACAUCUUAAUUACAAAAGACAAAUGCCGCUCUAAAAAAAAUUUGAACUAAUUGAAAAAUACCUGAUUUUUUUUAAAAUUAUAAAUAUUAUUUUUUUUAUAAUUGAUAAUAUAUUAAUUUACUAUAAUUAUAAAAGUGUAAAUACAAAAAUAUUUUACCGACCGCUUUCGUCUUGAGCUUUUAGUUUUUCAUAUUUUUUAAAUUCUACCAAAAAAAAAAUCAAAAUAUAUUUUUAAUUUCAAAAAAAUAUUUUGUUUUUUAAAAUGUUUUUUUUGUUUGUUUUUGGUUUAAUUUUAUUUGUAAAUUUGUUACCGUGAAUGUAAGCUUUAAUUUAGCGAAAGGCGUGGUUGCUAUAUUAUUUUCUUUUCAUUUUAUUUCUGGAUACAAAAUAACAACCUUUGAAAACAUAAAUGUUUUAAAUAAAAGUUAAAUUUCCCUGCUAAUACAAAAAAUUUUUUUUUUAAGUUUAAAAUUUGUCAUUCACAAAUUUGUUUUAGGAAUUUUGAGAGGAAAAAGAAAUACCAAAGAAUGAUAAAAAAAAUAUUAUUUAACGUUUUUUCUUCCAUCUUUUUUAUAUAUAUAAAAAAUUGAAAUAUUGCCAUUCAAUCAUAUUUUUAUCCUAUUUUUUAAAUACAAUUAUAAUUUAUUAAUAUGUCC
This is a messenger RNA of Gordionus sp. m RMFG-2023, 3216 nucleotides long. RefSeq lists its product as uncharacterized. The transcript has 15 exons. Gene Ontology annotation, cellular component: cytoskeleton; myofibril. The record is from RefSeq and is a predicted model, not a curated record. The coding region runs from base 16 to 2523 and encodes 835 amino acids. NCBI's taxonomy places the organism in Eukaryota, Metazoa, Nematomorpha, Gordioida, Chordodea, Parachordodidae. Gene Ontology annotation, molecular function: tropomyosin binding. Gene Ontology annotation, biological process: myofibril assembly; actin filament organization; pointed-end actin filament capping.